Molecule: messenger RNA, 1754 nt
Organism: Punctularia strigosozonata HHB-11173 SS5
Lineage: Eukaryota; Fungi; Basidiomycota; Agaricomycetes; Corticiales; Punctulariaceae
Product: fumble
Exons: 5
Coding region: 102-1508 (468 amino acids)
Biological process (GO): coenzyme A biosynthetic process
Cellular component (GO): cytosol; nucleus
Molecular function (GO): ATP binding; pantothenate kinase activity
Source: RefSeq, a predicted model, not a curated record
GCCUUUCCCCCCUGUCUGUGCUCCGGUCGUCGUGUGUGCUCGUGUGCGCUUAUCUGCCUCGCAAAACGUUCCCUCAGAGAAACGACACUGUAUCGUUGGCGAUGGCGUCGACGUCGAACGGGUCAGGACUGCCUGGGCCAAAGGCUAUUCAUGUCGACACGCGCGGUGCGAAGAUCCUCGUCGAGGAAUCGCCCGAGACGCGGGAUAGCCGAGGGAUCUAUCUGCCCAACUAUAUCGAACCGGUGUCUCAUAUAGCUGUCGAUGUCGGUGGCUCGUUGGCCAAGGUCGUCUACUUUACCCGCUCGCCCGACCCACCUCCCUCGCCCGAAUUGAACGGCCGCGUGAACGGGGCCGCAUCGACAUCAUCCCAGUCGCCGCCCUCGUCGCCUCCGACGGCCGGCUCGUCCCUCGCAAAGCGGAACGGGGCGCUGACGCCGCUCGUGCUCGAGUCGGCGGCGUCGAACCCGCUGGAAGACAGCAUCCGGAAGCGGCUCCGACGGCGGGCGUCGCUGCAACACUUUCCCGGCGGCUCGCUCAACUUUGCGCGAUUCGAGACGGAGCACAUCGGGGACUGCGUCGCGUUCGUGCGAGAGCUGAUCCGGAGCAGCGCGGAGGUGAACGGGGUGAGCGAGGAGGCGAUGCGACAGAGCGUGAAGAUGGUCGCGACCGGGGGAGGCGCGCACCGGUUCUACGACAUGUUCAAGGAGGAGCUCGGGGUGGAGGUCUGGAGGGAGGACGAGAUGGAGUGUCUGAUCGAGGGGCUCAAGUUUAUCACGCUCAUCCCGGACGAGGUGUAUUACUUUUCGGACGUGCCGGAGAGCAGCGGCGGCGGCGCGAGCGGAGGGGACGGGGGGCUGGAACGACCGAGUCCGAACCCGCCCAAGUACGCUAUCGCGUUCGAGCAGGAUCCGACGUGGCAGUUGCCGUGUUUGCUCGUGAACAUCGGAUCGGGGGUGUCGAUCAUCAAGGUGGACGAAGACGGCUCGUUCGAGCGAGUGAGCGGGACGAGUCUGGGCGGUGGAACGUUGUGGGGCCUGCUGAGCCUGCUCACGCCCGCGACGUCGUUCGACGAGAUGCUGUCGUUGUCCGAGCGAGGCGACAACGCGGCGGUGGACAUGCUGGUGGGGGACAUCUACGGGCAAGACUACGGGAAGCUGGGGCUCAAGUCGACGACGAUCGCGAGCUCGUUCGGGAAGGUGUUCAAGAAGGGCGAGAAGCGUGCGUUCUCGCCGGAAGACAUCAGCAAGAGCCUGCUGUACGCGGUGUCGAACAACAUCGGGCAGAUCGCGUACAUGAACGCGGAAAAGUACGACCUGGAGCGCAUCUACUUUGGGGGCUGCUUCAUCCGGGGGCACGCGGCAACGAUCGGGACGCUGUCGUACGCGAUCCGGUUUUGGAGCAAGGGCACGAAGCGGGCGCUGUUCCUGCGCCACGAGGGCUUCCUAGGAUCGAUCGGGGCGUGGAUCAAGCACAUCGGCCCCGGCGGCGACGAGGGGCGGCAUGCGUAGGUGUCGCAGAGGAUAUCCGGUUGAGUAGAUUAGGCUGGGCUCUGGUCGCCGACGGAUGCUUCCGCGGCGUGGGGAAGGGCGUGGGACCGGUCGCGAGGCCAGACGCACGACGGAUACGGUCAUAGUGCGCGCACGUGGCGCCGUCCUGCGACGGCCAGAGGCAAUGCACGCCGUUGUUGUAUGUAUGAGACAGAGACAGAGAUAGCGGCCAGGGCAGUUCGCGUUCGCCGAGCAAUCUGAUCAGAC